Messenger RNA from Linnemannia hyalina, 267 nucleotides. The record is from the annotation of a GenBank genome assembly. Lineage: Eukaryota; Fungi; Mortierellomycota; Mortierellomycetes; Mortierellales; Mortierellaceae.
AUGUCUAAGCAACGUCUCCGCACUUCUCAACACCUUCGUGCUCCCGUCACUACCACCCCCGUCGUCGCCACCACUCCCCAGCCUGUUCCAGCCACCACCGUCGUCUCCACCACCCAGCCUAUCCCAGCUAUAGUCCACAACACUCGCGCUCGUACUCCUCGCACUGUACCAUCCUUGAUUGCAUCUGAAGGAGAAGGCAGCUCUGACGAAGAUGGUAAUGGAGAAGACGAUAAUGGAUUCGAGAGUGAGGAUUUCGACAUCGAUUAA